AUGUGGGUCAAGUGGAAUGAUGAUGAUGAUGAUGAUGAUGAUGAUGAUGAUGAUGAUGAUGAUGAUGAUGAUGAUGAUGAUGAUGAUGAUGAUGAUGAUGAUGAUGAUGAUGAUGAUGAUGAUGAUGAUGAUGAUGAUGAUGAUGAUGAUGAUGAUGAUGAUGAUGAUGAUGAUGAUGAUGAUGAUGAUGAUGAUGAUGAUGAUGAUGAUGAUGAUGAUGAUGAUGAUGAUGAUGAUGAUGAUGAUGAUGAUGAUGAUGAUGAUGAUGAUGAUGAUGAUGAUGAUGAUGAUGAUGAUGAUGAUGAUGAUGAUGAUGAUGAUGAUGAUGAUGAUGAUGGACAUGUCGAUUUCAGCAAUGAUGGUUUGGUGAUCAUGCAAAUGGAUGUAUUGGAAUUCGAAUGA
Molecule: messenger RNA, 402 nt
Organism: Trichobilharzia szidati
Lineage: Eukaryota; Metazoa; Platyhelminthes; Trematoda; Strigeidida; Schistosomatidae
Source: the annotation of a GenBank genome assembly